UAACCAAUCAGCGCCACGGGAAAUGUGUCAUGCGCGACAGAGAUGAUGGCAGUAUGGCUCGUGAAGGUUAACGAUAGCUGAAACGUUGAAAGUACAGUUAUUAUUAAACUGCGGCUAACUGUGUUUUAGUAGCGUUUAUAGCGCGUUUGACUAAACAACGGUACGUUGUUCCUCACAGGCUCCAGACUCAGCAGUCAUGGCCGGUCUGUCCACCUAUGCCAUGCGCAUGGCCAGACUGAGCGCGCAGAUCUUCGGGGAGGUUGUGCAUCCGACAGACUCCAAAUCUAUGAAGGUGGUCCAGCUGUUCCAGGAACCCCCUAUGGCCAAGAGGAAGGAGGUGUACGACUGGUACCCACAUCAUAAGAUUUACUAUGGCAUGACCCAGAAGCUCAGGUUCCUGGGACUGUUCAGAGAUGAGCAUGAAGACUUCAAGGAGGAGAUGUGUCGGCUGAAGAAACUGAGAGGAAAAGGGAAACCAAAGAAGGGAGAGGGAAAGAGAGCAAGCAAGAAGAAAUGAGCUACAGCAUUUCCUCUGCUCCUUCUUUACAUAGGAUUUGUGUUUUUGUUUUAUUGUGUUUUCUUUAAGAAGGCAAACAGUGUUGGACUGUGCACUGUCACUGGGGGAGCUUUUCUAUGUUUGCAAGAAUAAUAGCUUAAGUUAGCAUUACAUGUGAAACAUCUCUCUUGGUUGUGUUUUUGAACAGUGUUGAAACACUAUGGAGCUAUAAACAGCCAAUCAAAUGCUAAUGUGAUUAUAAUUAUGAUUGUACAUACACAACAGUAAGAAACCUGUGGUCAUGUCUUUUAAAGCUUCAUGGUUAAUAAUACAUUUUGGUCUAUUGUACCUCAUGUUGUAGCUGGUGUUAGCUUAAAGCUGCAGUAGGAAACUUUUAUAAAAAAAUAACUUUUUUGUCAUA
Messenger RNA from Morone saxatilis (striped sea-bass), 917 nucleotides. It is a transcript of the gene mrps33, whose product is annotated as mitochondrial ribosomal protein S33. The record is from RefSeq and is a predicted model, not a curated record. The transcript has 3 exons. Lineage: Eukaryota; Metazoa; Chordata; Actinopteri; Moronidae. Gene Ontology annotation, cellular component: mitochondrion. The coding region runs from base 197 to 517 and encodes 106 amino acids.